UGACAAUUGUGAAUAGUAGAAAACCCAUCUAAUAGAUGCCUUCAACAUUUUCUCAACAAUAAGUUGUAUUUCCACAUUAGCUCAUUAUUCUACAAGGUGAAUUAAACAUGAGUCUCAGCUAUGUAACUCUUGCAACAGGCCAGAAAAUGCCAUUAGUUGGAUUGGGAACGUGGAAGAGUUCACCUGGCCAGGUGAAAACAGCAGUCAGCUAUGCUCUUGAAAUAGGAUACCAGCACAUAGACUGUGCUUCUGGCUACAGCAAUGAGCAUGAAAUUGGAGAAGUUCUCUAUGAAAAAAUACAAAUCAGUAAAUCUAUCAAGCGGGAAGAUAUUUUCAUUACAUCCAAACUUUGGAACACCAAGCAUCACCCGGAUGACGUGGAACCAGCAUGCCGUAAAACAUUGGCAGACUUGCAGUUAGACUACCUAGAUUUGUAUCUGAUGCACUGGCCGAUGGCAUUUGAACGGGGCAACAUUAUGAUUCCAAAGAAUGAUGAUGGAACAGUGCGUUAUGCUGAUACUGAUUACAAGGAUACCUGGAAAGCCAUGGAAAAACUAUUGGAAAAGGGUUUGGUCAAGGCACUCGGCUUAUCCAACUUUAAUGCAAGGCAAAUAGAUGAUCUAUUAUCAGUUGUAACCUUCAGACCAGUUGUCAAUCAGGUAGAAUGUCACCCUUACCUGAUCCAAAAUCAACUUUUGGACCACUGCACAAAACGAAAGAUUAUAGUUACAGCAUACAGUCCUCUUGGAUCGCCUGACCGUCCCUGGGCCAGACCUGGUGACCCAAAACUGUUGGAAGAUCCAAGAAUACUGGAAAUAGCAAAGAAAUAUGGAAAAUCUCCAGCCCAAGUUAUCAUACGGUGGCAAUUACAAAGAGGAAUAGUGUGCAUUCCUAAGAGUGCCACACCUUCCAGGAUUAAAGAAAAUAUUGAGGUGUUUGAUUUCAUCUUGUCUAAAGAGGAUAUGAAACAAAUAGAUUCAUUUGACUGCAAUGGAAGAUUGAUAGUCCCAACAAUUGAAAGAGAUGGAGAGAGAGUUUGGAGAGAUUCAAGUCAUCCGUACUUCCCUUUUAACGAUCCUUAUUGAAAGUCAAUCUGCAGUUUCGAAAGCAUUCCUGUCAUAUUGUGGAAAUUUUCUCCCUUUUAAAAUCACCUUUCAUUCCUCUUCUUAAGUUAAUGGAACUAGUACAAAAUGAGAACAUAUUUGUAAUGUUAAGGACAAACAGGUAUUUCAUUGAGUUAAUAAUCAAUAUAUUUCGCAGGUUGGGUAAUAAAAAUAGAAAUGGACAAAGUUUAUUUUAAAAAUGACAAUAUCAUAUAAUCCUAAUCAAUAAAUGCUCACUUAUAAUAUACAAAACACUGUAGUUGCUGGAAAUUUGAAAUAAAAGAUGCAAGCAUUCAGCAGACCAGACAACAUCUGAGAAGACAGAAAAACCAAGUUAACAUUACAGGUUAAUGACCCAUCAUCAGAAAUAGUCA
Molecule: messenger RNA, 1477 nt
Organism: Pristis pectinata (smalltooth sawfish)
Lineage: Eukaryota; Metazoa; Chordata; Chondrichthyes; Rhinopristiformes; Pristidae
Gene: akr1a1a
Product: aldo-keto reductase family 1, member A1a (aldehyde reductase)
Exons: 9
Coding region: 108-1085 (325 amino acids)
Biological process (GO): aldehyde catabolic process
Cellular component (GO): cytosol
Molecular function (GO): aldose reductase (NADPH) activity
Source: RefSeq, a predicted model, not a curated record